AUGGAUCCCUUUUCCGUGACCGUGGGUGCUGUCGGCCUUCUUGACUUUGCGAAUAAAGUCACAAAUGGACUCAUCGACCGAUACCAAGCAUUCAGCUCAGCUCCAAGGCAAAUGCUCGAAAUUGCAGAUCAAAUUACCCUUUGUGCUGGCUUGGUGGAUGUCUUUGCUAAAAGCGUGGAUGGAACUGGAAAACAAGAUUUUCCUCGCAAGUUCAAGGCCGAUGCUGCAGGAUUGAUUACGCAGUGUUAUAGCAUCCUAAAAGAAAUCGAAAAAAUGAUACCUCAUGGGUCCCAGAAACCCGGAUACACAGAACGCCUAAAAUACGCCUUUAGCGACGAGAAAAAGAUCAAACAACAACAAGAAAAGCUUAAACAAGUCCAGCACAUGCUUAUGUUUAUGACCACCUGCUGGAUGUAUCAACUCCCUAAUCAACCUAAGGAGCCUCAAGUCAGUUCUUCUGCUGGACAGAUUCCAUUCGGCAGUUUCUCUGGUUUCAUGCAGCAACUUCCACUAGAAAUUAACAUCAAAGACCCGAAUGCUAGUUCCGCACAGAGCAUGGGAUACGAAGCAACACUAACUCUGAAACCCAUCGAACCACCGACUGGUUGUCAAGGCAAAGAGCAAGAGCUUAAACAGUCACGUGAGCGUAUGGAUGGUAGGAAGUUAAGAGGAAGUUCCAGGAGUAGAGAAACCAACAAAGCCUUGUCUAUGUAUGAGAAGCAAGCACUGGAAAACAUGAGAAGGAGUUCUUAUUUUUCGGCAAAACUACUCAAACCACCUUUUACAGUACAGCGCACUUCGUUCAAUUUAGAUCCUCCAAACCGGGACAGAUCUGAGAGAGAUCGCAAGGAGGAACAUUCGGAACAAAAGAGGACUGAAUUUGCAAUGAGAGGAAGUGAAGAUGAAAUGCCUAAUUCAUUGAUGACCAAGGAACAAGCAGCGAAGGGAGUUGAGAACAUACUCUCAGAAUGGUUUGACGACGACUCCGAACUCUCAGACAUGGAAACAUAUCACACGCCAUCCCAAAGCCCCGAUGAAAGUCGUCCAGGCCGCAAAGGCUCAUCGCCAAACACACGUCACAUAAUUAUGGUCGAGCCCGCUCCAUCAACAUCUCCAACCCCGCGCAAACUUGAUCCAUCACCUAGUGGAGGACUUUCUUCCAGCGAUACACGCCCUUCGCCAAAAAUCGGUCGACGUCGAAGUUGGGACUGGCAGUGUGACGGGUGUCAGAAAACGCUGUUUUACUCGGAUCUGCGAUACAAAUGCAGAGAUUGUGAUAACUUUGACUUCUGUCCUCAUUGUUACGAUGAUAUCUGGCAUCGACAUCCGAAAUCUAGUUUUAGAGCCAAGCAGGAACUUGUGGAUAAAUUCUGA
This is a messenger RNA of Glarea lozoyensis ATCC 20868, 1374 nucleotides long. RefSeq lists its product as uncharacterized. NCBI's taxonomy places the organism in Eukaryota, Fungi, Ascomycota, Leotiomycetes, Helotiales, Helotiaceae. The transcript is spliced from 4 exons. The record is from RefSeq and is a predicted model, not a curated record. The coding region runs from base 1 to 1374 and encodes 457 amino acids.